Chenopodium quinoa (quinoa) is the source of this 960-nucleotide messenger RNA. RefSeq names its product transcription factor bHLH25-like. Bases 1 to 960 code for a protein of 319 amino acids. The transcript has 4 exons. NCBI's taxonomy places the organism in Eukaryota, Viridiplantae, Streptophyta, Magnoliopsida, Caryophyllales, Amaranthaceae. Gene Ontology annotation, molecular function: protein dimerization activity. The record is from RefSeq and is a predicted model, not a curated record.
AUGGAGGCUUCCAUGAUUACAGGCUUCACUGAUAUGGAAUUGGAUGAUUUUAGCUUUAUUGAUCAUCUGCUGCAAGUCAACUCAUCAUCACUUGAACAAAUAGAUUUAUUUGGACCACCAUUGUUACCUUCUUAUGAAGAAGAUACUUAUAAAAAAGAUACAAAUUACAACCAAUUGCAAGUUAAGAGAUCUCCACAAAUCGAUCAUCAUACAAUCGUCGAGGAAAAACCUCUCAUCAAACAACACAUAACAAAUAAUUGGAACUCAUCAUAUGAGAUUGAUCAUGCAUUCACUUCACAAGAUGAUGAUUAUUCUAAUAUGAACAUGUUAUCUUUUUCAUCAUCAAGUUCUUCAAUUAAUUCACAAAAUUGCAUUCCUAAAGCCACUCAAGUUGCUAAGAAAAGUAGCGCCGCCUUGGCUAGCUUGUCACAACAACCUAAGGAUCACAUAAUAGCUGAGAGGAAACGCCGAGAGAAGCUUAACCAGAGGUUCAUUGCCUUGACAGCCACUAUUCCUGGACUUAAGAAGAUGGACAAGGCUUCAGUCCUUGGAGAUGCCAUCAAAUACGUGAAGCAAUUGGAGAAGCAAGUGAAGAAACUCGAGGAGGUAACUAAGACAAAAACAAUAGAAUCCGCGGUGUUAGUGAAAAGGUCUAGGGUUUUUGAAGAGGAAGAAAAUGAUCAGUUUAUAAAAGAAGGUCCAUUAUAUCCAGAAAUCGAAGCCAAAUUCUCAAACAAAGAUGUUCUUAUAAGAAUAAAUUGUGAGAAGAAAAAUGGAGUCGUCGAAAAGAUCAUUUCUCAUAUUGAAAACCUUCAUUUGGUUGUUAUCAAUAGUAGUACCUUGGUUUUUGGAUGUUCAUCUAUUGAUGCUACAAUUAUUGCUCAGAUGGAUGCUGAAUUCAGUAUGACAAGCAAAGAUCUAGUCAGACAUUUACAUGCUGCUCUUAAACGUUUACUGUGA